Molecule: messenger RNA, 1342 nt
Organism: Bufo gargarizans (Asiatic toad)
Lineage: Eukaryota; Metazoa; Chordata; Amphibia; Anura; Bufonidae
Gene: TMEM154
Product: transmembrane protein 154
Exons: 7
Coding region: 60-578 (172 amino acids)
Source: RefSeq, a predicted model, not a curated record
UGCAUGAAUUGACAGCUUUUUUUUUUUUGUUCUCAGACGUUGUAUUGUAUUUUUCCAGCAUGAUGGAUGAGACUACGACUGAGAAAGAGCUUAUAUCAACCGGCGAGCCAUUUCUUGUAUAUACAACUGAAGAAUACCAGACUCUAUCCCCUGCCACACUUGAUACCGCCACUGAAACAGGCAAUGAAGUCACUGAAUCCUCUGAUGUUUUUGGAUCAGACGUGAUCACUAUCCUGAUAUAUGCGGCUCCUGCAAUUAUUCUAGUCCUGCUGAUACCCAUCAUUAUUUUAAUUGUACAGCGCAAAAGACGAAAAAAACAGCAAGAGGCAAUUUUAGAUGUGCCAGCCGAUAAAAAGGAUUUAAAAAGUCCUAUCUUUGAAGAGGAUACUCCAUCAGUAAUGGAGAUUGAGAUGGAUGAUCUUGACAAAUGGAUGAGCAACAUGAAAAACAGUUGUCGCUUGUCUGCCCUUGAAGAAGAAAACAAAUUUCACACAAGGAACAGUGCAUUGUUCAGUGUGGAACCAUCAGACGCCCGGUUGUCAGGAUUCAGUUUCCAGGAUACACAUGGAGAGACCUGAUGCUUAUUCAUGAAGCCUAUCCUUCUUCACUGUUCUGCGACUGCAAGUGGAUGUGAUCUCAAGAUAUGACAUCUCCGAAGUUACAUAUCAUUUUUUAAAAUAAAUUUUUGUUAUAUUUUUACAACUAAUGCCACAUGAAAUGCAAGAACAAUCAACAGAUAACGGUCUUAUCUCGGACCACCCUAUUAACUACAGUGCUGCUUGCCUAGUACAGUUGCCGCUGAGCUCAGGUCAAUAAUUUGCAUCCAGUGGCCGACUGGCCAUAGACCCUGGAGAAAAAUUUCCCAGUGGGCCGAUACCCAUGGGGCCACAGAGCCCUCCUUACUGCCUCUGGCCACUCCAGGCACAUAAUGAUCUGAUGCUCUCAAUAUUAAUUAACGCUGUAUUGCUGCCCUCGGGAUAGUGAUAUCGUUUAAUAUUGCAGCGGAGUAUGGGAUCCCAUAGCUCUCUACCCCUGUAAUCCUCAUAGGACACAGGCCACUAUAUGAGGCAGUGUACAAAUGAUGCAAGGACGCAGGCUGAAAGGGCCUGUGGUCUGCACCUCAGGAUGGGACUCAGGUAUUUUAUUCAUUUCCUUCUCCCCUUGGCCACUUGGGGAGCAUACUAUUGGGGCACUAUAGGGGCCAUUGCUAUAGGCAGUCCAGGCUUCUGGGGAGGUAUUGUGUGCUGCACUGUGGUAUUUGGUUCUGCUCAGGCAGUAUUUUGUGUUGCCCUGCCUUCUGUCAGUUUGGACCUGCCUACAUCAUGGGGCCAAUUAAUUUUUU